Molecule: messenger RNA, 780 nt
Organism: Saxophila tyrrhenica
Lineage: Eukaryota; Fungi; Ascomycota; Dothideomycetes; Mycosphaerellales; Extremaceae
Exons: 4
Coding region: 1-780 (259 amino acids)
Biological process (GO): protein folding in endoplasmic reticulum
Cellular component (GO): membrane; EMC complex
Source: RefSeq, a predicted model, not a curated record
AUGGCGGAAGCACAGCAGAUCCUACGGGAUCCGGCGCUGUUCUAUUGGAUCCUCCUCCCCAUUACUGUGGUGAUGGUCCUUACAGGCAUACUACGCCACUACCUCAGCACACUCCUUCAGAGCGCCCCGAAACGACAGCCUCUGGCCAAACUGCGCGAACAGCGCUCUCUCCUCCGCUCUGCAAACCUCCGUACCAACUACGCCCAGAUCAGUGCCUCAGCAUUUCAGAAGCGACGGGAGUGGUUGAUCGAGAAUGCAAGAGAUGGCAAGUUCCUUGCGGACCCUGAUGCCAGAGGAAAAGGGAAGCCAAAUCCAAUGUCGGACCCGGCGAUGAUGGAGGGCAUGAUGGGCAUGAUGAAGGGCAAUGUGGCCAUGAUGGUGCCGCAGAGCUUGAUUAUGGGAUGGAUCAAUGCCUUCUUCUCUGGCUACGUGAUCAUGAAAUUACCCUUCCCACUCACGCCACAAUUCAAGCAGAUGCUGCAGGCAGGUGUCGGCACCAGAGACUUGGACGUACGAUGGGUGAGCAGUCUGUCGUGGUACUUCCUUACGUUGUUCGGGCUUCAGCCGGUGUAUAAUUUCAUCUUGGGGAGCAACAAUGCUGCGAACCAAGUAACGCAACAGAUGGCUCAGUCCCAAAUGGGCGCGAACCCUAUGGGCGGCGCUGAGGACCCAGAGAAGUUGUUCAAUGCCGAAGCGGAGAAUCUGGAGGUCAUUGAGCACUACUACAUUCUCGAUGGAGUCGAAGAUAGGCUGCUCGAAAGGUUCCAAGGAGCGAUAUAG